Molecule: messenger RNA, 1008 nt
Organism: Sphenostylis stenocarpa
Lineage: Eukaryota; Viridiplantae; Streptophyta; Magnoliopsida; Fabales; Fabaceae
Source: the annotation of a GenBank genome assembly
AUGGCCUCCUUAAUGCUCAGUGGAGCUCAAAAUCCAAAGCUCAUCACUGGCUUAGGCUCAACUGGUCUUAACUUCAACAACAAGUGUUUCUUCAAGAAGGGUCUGCUGUCUCAUUACAAGUUCAGGGUCAGAAAAACCAUGACCCCCAGAUGCAGCAUCUCAGCCUCUAGGCCUGCUUCUCAGCCUAGGUUCAUCCAGCACAAGAAGGAGGCAUUUUGGUUCUACAGGUUUCUGUCUAUUGUGUAUGAUCAUAUCAUAAACCCGGGGCACUGGACUGAAGACAUGAGAGAUGAGGCACUGGAGCCUGCGCAUCUUUAUAGCCGUAACCUGAGAGUGGUUGAUGUUGGAGGUGGAACUGGCUUCACAACUCUUGGAAUAGUGAAGCAUGUGGAUGCCAAAAAUGUUACAAUUCUUGACCAAUCACCCCACCAGCUUGCCAAGGCUAAGCAGAAGGAGCCCCUGAAAGAAUGCAAGAUAAUCGAGGGGGAUGCAGAAGAUCUUCCAUUUCCUACUGAUUAUGCUGAUAGAUAUGUUUCUGCUGGAAGUAUUGAAUACUGGCCAGACCCGCAGCGUGGCAUUAAGGAAGCAUACAGAGUGCUGAGGAUAGGAGGAAAAGCUUGUGUUAUUGGUCCUGUUCACCCAACAUUUUGGUUGUCUCGAUUCUUUGCAGAUGUGUGGAUGCUCUUCCCCAAAGAGGAAGAGUACAUCGAAUGGUUUAAAAAGGCUGGUUUCAAAGAUGUUGAGCUCAAAAGGAUUGGUCCAAAAUGGUAUCGUGGGGUGCGCAGGCAUGGUCUCAUCAUGGGUUGCUCAGUCACAGGAGUGAAGCCUUUGUCUGGAGACUCUCCCCUCAAGCUUGGUCCCAAGGUAGAGGAUGUAAAGAAGCCUGUAAAUCCACUAGUGUUUCUUUACCGGUUUAUUCUUGGUGUGAUUGCAUCCACUUACUUCGUACUAGUGCCAAUCUACAUGUGGAUCAAAGACAAAAUUGUUCCACGGGGCAUUCCCAUUUAA